Emiliania huxleyi CCMP1516 is the source of this 1842-nucleotide messenger RNA. RefSeq lists its product as hypothetical. The transcript is spliced from 10 exons. Gene Ontology annotation, biological process: mitochondrial tRNA 3'-end processing. The coding region runs from base 1 to 1842 and encodes 613 amino acids. NCBI's taxonomy places the organism in Eukaryota, Haptophyta, Isochrysidales, Noelaerhabdaceae. The record is from RefSeq and is a predicted model, not a curated record. Gene Ontology annotation, cellular component: mitochondrion. Gene Ontology annotation, molecular function: 3'-tRNA processing endoribonuclease activity.
AUGCAGAUCACGUGCGUCGGCACUGGGGACGACGGCACUACGCCGUGCGCGCUGCGGCUGAGCGCCGAGCGCCGGCUCAAGCUGCACCGAGACCUCGACGCAGUCCUCCUCUCCUCGCUCGACGCCGCUGCGGUCGCCGGGCUGCCAGGCCUGCUGCUCAGCCUGGCGCACGCUGGUGUGAGGCGGCUCGUCGUCUUUGGUCCGGACGGCGUCCAGGCCUAUGUGGCCUCACUGAGCCUCUUUGCGCGCCUCGAGCCGCUGGUGGUGGAGGCGAACCGGGCGACUGCGGUCGCGAUCGACGGCGGCCUGGCGCUCACGUGGCACGCGGGCGGCGGUGUCGAACUGCGGCUCUGCUCCCUGCCUCUCGACGGGUGGCUCGCUGACGUUCCCACCGACACCGAAUCGGUGCCGGCUGCGAAACGUCGCCGCGUCGGCAGCGCCGCCGAGCGCGGCAGCGGCAGCGAGGGCGACGGCGGCCGUGGUGGUAAUAGUGGCAGCAGCAGCAGCAGCAGCAGCAGCAGCAGCAGCAGCAGCAGCAGCAGCAGUGGGGACAGCGACGGGGGCAGCAGCGCUGGUGGAAAAGCAAUGAGCAACGAGGCCUCGGGUGGCGCCGAAGGCGGCGGCCGCGACGACGACGGCGGCGACAGCGACGAGGGGAGCGACAGCAGCAGCAGCGACGACAGCAGCAGCACCAGCGACGAUGGCGACAGCAGCGGCGAUGGCGGCGGCGGCGGCGGCGACGAGAAGGGAGCUGUCGACGAGGCGGCGGUCUUCGAGAUGCUCGUGCAGCACGGCGGCGGCGGACUCUCGGCGCUGCUGCCGGACUCGGCCCUCGCCGCGGGACGGCUCGCGGCAGUGACGCGCCUCGCCUUCCUCAUCGACGGGUGUGUCUUGCUGCGGGCGGACGCCCUUCCCCCAGCCGACGGGCCAUCGCUUUUGGCCGGUGCGGGCGCCACCCUCCUCAUCCACGAGGCCACCUUCAGCGCCGAGCAGUCCGCCAUGGCGCUCCGCAAGCGGCACAGCUCCACCUCCGAGGCGCUCGGCGUCGCCGCCGCGAUGGGCGCCUACCGCACCGUCCUGACGCACCUGUCUGCGCGGUACGAGAGCGAGGCGACGACCCUCCUCGCUAGGCGACACCGAACCCACACUGGGUUCGAGACUCUGGAGGUAUGGUACCAGGCGUCGGCAGCGUGGGCAAGCAGCUCGUCCAUCGUCGCCUACGACGGCCUCACCCUCAACCUGGCGGACCUGCCGCGGUGCACUGCCGCCGCGCCGCCCAUCGAGCGCUUCUUCAAGGCCGUCGCCGCCCGAGAGGCGACGGCGGCCGCCGCGGAGAGCGCGAGGCUGGCGGCGAGGUCCGUCUCGAUCGAGACGUCGCUCGAGGUGCAGAGGGCCAGGGCGGCGGCAGAGGCGGCGGGUGGACGCGCGCGGGCGGUCGGCGAGGCGGAGGUGGCUGGCGCGGGAGGGCCGGCGCGGGCCGCAGCGGAGGCGGAGGCGGAGGAGGGCGCGAUGGAGGCGGAGCAGGAGCCGGAGCCCGAGGCGGCGGCGGAGGCGGGGUCGGAGGCGGCGGCGGCGGGGCAGCCGAGGCGGCCACUGAAGCAUCGUCGCACCUCCGCUGCGCAGGGCGCGGCGCAGCUGGUGGCGGACGUCGAGGCGCUGGCGAGGGAGGGCGCCGACCGCGACUCGGCUGUGCGGAGCUGCGCCGCCACGCUCGACUGCAGCUUGCCCGCCCACCGCCCAGGGUUCACGGCUGGCGAGGCAAUGCAGACCGAGGACGACGACGAGGACGCCGACCGCUCCGAGGAGUAUUCCGACGACGACGGGAGGGCGUCCGACUUGUAG